Synchiropus splendidus (mandarinfish) is the source of this 4886-nucleotide messenger RNA. RefSeq names its product cysteine sulfinic acid decarboxylase (gene csad). Bases 3003 to 4490 code for a protein of 495 amino acids. Gene Ontology annotation, cellular component: cytoplasm. NCBI's taxonomy places the organism in Eukaryota, Metazoa, Chordata, Actinopteri, Syngnathiformes, Callionymidae. Gene Ontology annotation, molecular function: sulfinoalanine decarboxylase activity; pyridoxal phosphate binding. The record is from RefSeq and is a predicted model, not a curated record. Gene Ontology annotation, biological process: carboxylic acid metabolic process. The transcript is spliced from 19 exons.
CUCUCUGAGCUGCGCUGGAAGCGUCAGCGAGGCUGCGCCAGUGUUGCAUCAGUCACACACGCCACCGUCCGUCUCCAAGACGAGCCCUGAGGAGAGCUGACACAUGUCACUCGGUCCAGAUUGAGGCCCUGGAGUGCGCGGCAGGAUGUGGAUCCAGGACGACAUGAUGCGUCUUUUGUCUGCAGCCUGCACGACGUCUCACCGGAAGCUCCACGGAAGUCCAAGGUCAAGAUGGCUGCUCUCUACUGCCACUCUCAGGGCGCGGUGCCACCAACUGUGAUGCGGCAUGAGAGACACCACUCAGGUGACUGGAACCAGGAGGAAGUUUGCUGUCGCCUCCACGUCGCAGGAGGGAACCUUCUGACCACAUACAUCUGGAAGACAACAAGCACCGGGGUUUAUUCGGCUGCCGCAGCAGAAGGUCCUCAUCCCAUCUGAGGUUGCCGUGGCAACUGAUGACUGCUGAAGGCGGAGAGCAAUUUAUGAGGCCUGACGCAUACCUGCGCCCCCUGAGAGAAAGAGAGAGAGACAUGUGGGCGGUGACGUCAGGCGGAUUCACCAGGCUUCUGAAGAGGCCUACUGCCAUCCACUGGUGGAACCCUGCGACGACGACCAGCCCGACUCCUGAGGUCUCCCUGAGGAAGGUCCGUCGAGUCGUGACGUCACAGAGCUGCAGAGUCACCGACGUCGCACGGCUCAGGCUGCUGCUCCUGAAGGCUGUGAUGGGGUUAACCCCACGCUCUCACUGAGGACUGGAGGAAGCGCCGUCAUGGGGUCCGACCUGCAGGGGGCGCUACAACGUCACCAUGUUCUCCCCCCAGUGAUGAAGAAGAGGCAGGCCUCCUCAUGAGCACAGGCUUGACCCAUGCUGCCCCCCCCCCAGCUAUAAUCGAUGGCUGCUUUACUGCUGCCUCUAAACCUGGAGCAGGAUAUCAGAGCGGGAUUGACGAGCUCUGGCUUUAUCUCUUUAAUUAGGAAUGUAAAAGAUCUGGAUCUCCCGAGGCCAGAGCCCCGUUUAUUUCCUCUCCCUCCAUCAGUCAUGUUUAUGUCCCUCCUCACCGCCCUCUGCUGGUUCUCCCCCGCCAACACCAACGUGUCCCUUCACUGCACUGACAUGAUGCAGGCUCUUGUCUGGGUCUCCUCCCGAUUCCCAAGUGAUGGUUCUUGACAGAUGUGAGUCUGUCUGGUAUUUUGAAUUUCGGUUUAACCUAAACUUGCUUCAAUCAUCUCACUGUGACACUCCGUCCAUUAUUAAACAAAGUAAAUGAUAAUAAAUAAGUACAGUGGUACCUCGGUUUUCGAACCUCCCGGACUUCAAACAAAUCAGAGUUCAAACUAAAUUUUCUAGAUUUUUUUGCUUUGGAUUUCGAAUGAAAAUCCAGAACUCGAACGCCCCGAAAAAAAACGGAAAAAACAUAACGCACACGGACCGAUCAGCUGACGCACGAGGCGCUUUGUUAUUGUGUAUAACGCAGCCUCUGUAUGCAGACGUGUCCCGUUACCUCCUUCUUCAUAUUGAGGUGUCAAACCUUUCCUGUCUCCGCAUUGGACCGUGGUCGAGUGUCACAGGGGAGGUGCCAGGGUUUGAUGUCCUGUUGUGGGCUGGAGCUGGGACAUGGAUGAGGCGAGUCUGGGACAGAGCGUGACUUGGUUUAUGACUUUGUCACAGCCAAACUGCACAGAAGCGCACAUUCAGAGCUGGACGCGCACCGGGCACCUCUUCACUUCUGGAGAGACGUCACUCACUCGGCAACCCCUCCCACAUGCAGCGGCCACACACACAGAGGAACAGCGCACCUGCAGCAGACACUCGACAUUCACUCCUACAAAAGACUACUUUUAGGCUUGGAACGCAUCGUUUCCAUUCAUUGUAAUGGGAAAAAUCGAUUCAGAUUUCAAACAGCUCGCUUCGCAAACGGCCGUCUGGAACGGAUUGUGGUGGAGAACCGACGUACCACUGUAUAUAAAAACCAUGACACAUCAUCCAGGAACAUGUAUCAACCCUGUGAGGCAUGAAGCACCAAACAGUGGACAGAGAGCUCCACUUCUUAAAAACUGAGGUCUCUAUUGGUCCUUGAGAAGAAUUUAAAACCAUCACUACACACGUGUGUAUCUCAUGUAAAAUAUCUGAUCCACAGCAAAAGGUCUUAUUUGAAUGAUAAUGUAAAACCAUGUGUUCAGUGGAGCUAGUAACUAGUUCAGUUCUGGUUAUUAUUAGGAGGAGAGACACUGAGGACACCUCGCUAUACCAGACCAGACUUUUGAAGACUACGACCCGUCGGCGCUCGAGCUCCUCCGUGACUGUGACUGAGGCACUCAGUGGGAGGUGGUGACGCGGAGCUUGAUCCUCGAUUCUUCCGCAGUCAUGGCAACUUGAAUGGACCGCUUUAAUGAGGAGAUCAAAAGAGUCGUAUAGUUGAUGGAACCUCUGUCGUCACAGGUCGAGUGAUUAUUUCUGAGUCAGGGGCCGGACGUUUGCACCAUCUCCUCGGUGAUUCGCCUGGAGUCCCAGGUGUGCAGUGGAUUCCUCUGGAGACACUGAUGAUGGAAGUCAGAAUUGUCCUUUGUUGCUCAUCUUUGCAAUGAGAAUGAAGGCAGGCAGCUCACGAAGAGAGUCGACGCGGAUGGAUGAAUACACAGAAGCAUGCGCUUAAAUGGUUGGCUCUGCUUUUGAGGCUCCGCCUCCCGGCCUUUGGUUCAAAGGCCAGUCAGCAGGUGCUUUCAUGUGAAGACAUAUAUGCGCUCACGCGGCACUGUGGCUGAAGACACCUUCAAAUGUCGGGGAUAUCCUGAGCGAGCAGCGCUCUGACUCUCACCUGCUUCUCACUGUGAGCAUUCAUUAACUUUGGUGGGGUCCAAGGUCAAACCGGCUCGCCCUCUUAUCAGCUGCAGCAGACACUUGACACUCCUCCGAGACGUUACAGGCUGGACAUUGACCAGGUCACCUCAGGUGGAUCUGCUGUUCUCCACACAAACUCGGACUUCUGACUUGAACUGCAGAAAUGACGCCGUCGGGGCCUCUAGACCUGAGCGAGCCGCUGGUGGACCACCAGGAAGGCCAGCGCUUCCUCAAGGAGGCCUUCAGCAUCAUCUUGGAGGAGGUCUUCUGCAAAGGCACCGACGUCCAGGAGAAGGUGUGCGAGUGGAAGGAGCCUGAGGACCUGGCGCAGCUGCUGGACCUGACGGUGCGGGACUCCGGGGAGCCUCCAGAGCGGCUGCUGGAGCGAGUGCGGGACGUGGCCAAGUACAGCGUGAAGACAAAUCACCCUCGCUUCUUCAACCAGCUCUACGCUGGGAUGGACUACCACUCCAUGGCCGGACGCUUCCUGACCGAGGCCCUCAACACCAACCUCUUCACGUACGAGGUGGCCCCAGUCUUCGUGCUGAUGGAGAACGAGAUCUUGAGAGCACUUCGUCAGCUGGUCGGCUGGACGGACGGCGACGGGAUCUUCUGUCCCGGAGGCUCCACCUCCAACAUGUACGCCAUGAACCUCGCACGCUUCCACUUCUUCCCCCAGGCCAAGACCCAGGGCCUGUGUGGCCUCCCCAGGCUGGUCAUCUUCACGUCGGCUGAGAGCCACUACUCUGUGAAGAAGGGAGCGGCGUUCCUGGGCUUCGGCACCGACAACGUCGUGGCGGUGGACGUGGACGAAGGAGGUCGCAUGAUUCCGGAGGACCUGGAGGAAAAGAUCAACAUCAGCAAGUCUCAGGACGCCGUUCCCUUCCUGGUCAGCUGCACCUCGGGGACUACGGUUCAAGGCGCCUUCGACCCGCUGAGCAGCAUCGCAGACGUGUGCGAGAAACACAAGCUGUGGAUGCACGUGGACGCAGCGUGGGGAGGAAGUGUCCUCUUCUCUGACAAACACAAGCACCUCAUGACAGGUGUGGACAGAGCCAACUCGGUGGCCUGGAAUCCUCACAAGAUGCUGGUGGCUGGUCUGCAGUGCUCGGCCUUCCUGCUCAAGGACAACACGAACCUGCUGAGGAGGUGCCACUGUGCCCAGGCGUCCUACCUCUUCCAGCAGGACAAGUUCUACGACGUCACCAUGGACAUCGGGGACAAGUCGGUGCAGUGCAGCCGCAAGGUGGACUGUCUGAAGCUGUGGCUCAUGUGGAAGGCUGUGGGCUCGGAUGGCCUGGCCCGGAGAGUGGAGAAGGCCUUUGUCAACACCAGGUACCUGGUGGAGGAGAUGAAGAAGAGAGAAGGAUUCCAGUUGCUCAGAGAGCCCCAGUUCGUCAACGUGUGCUUCUGGUUCAUCCCGCCGACUCUGAGAGGGAAGGAGAGGAACGCCGAGUUCUGGCAGCGACUGGGAGAGGUGGCGCCCGUGAUCAAGGAGCGCAUGAUGAAGAGGGGGUCCAUGAUGGUCGGGUACCAGCCCCUUGGCGACCGGGUCAACUUCUUCCGGCAGGUUCUGAUGUCGCCGCUGGUGUCCAACAGAGACAUGGACUUCUUGUUGGACGAGUUUGAGAGACUCGGGAGUGACUUGUGAGCCAUGUCGUGCACAAGUACCCGGGUCAGGCCAACCCCGGAUCAGCUCACCAAAUUGCUCAGUGACAGCGGGUCUGGGGACUUGGUGGAGGCGUGAUCAAACCUAUACGAGGAAGACAAGGAAGGCUGUCGCCAGUGGAUCCAAAAAAAAAAAAAAGAUCACUUGGAUGAGUGAAUUCAGUUUGGGUCAGACAGAAAAAUCUUCUACAGUAUCCUCUCUGAUCGUUUUCUAUCUAUAGCCUUAAAAAAACCCAAAAUAACAGUGACGUCAGAGUUGGACAUUUCAUGGCGUGUAACUGUAAGUUGAACAGGUGAAAUGAGGAUCCACCCGCUGCCCAGGCUGAGCUCACGGUGUGUGUCGCGUGUGACCUGCAACUUCAAUAAACAGGCUUCAUGA